Panonychus citri (citrus red mite) is the source of this 2225-nucleotide messenger RNA. RefSeq lists its product as uncharacterized. Bases 398 to 1963 code for a protein of 521 amino acids. The record is from RefSeq and is a predicted model, not a curated record. Lineage: Eukaryota; Metazoa; Arthropoda; Arachnida; Trombidiformes; Tetranychidae. The transcript is spliced from 2 exons.
AAUAUUUCUUCUGAAUCUUUACACAAACUGUAAAACACCAAAAUAUAAAUUAAUUUUCUCGAUUCGUAAAAUAAAUCACUAUGAUUCGAGAAUGUUAUACCUUUUUUUCAUUCUAAAUUUAUUUCCGUUAUCGUCGAUUAAAUGAAAACAAACUUACCGCGAUUCUUUUCUCUUUAUCCCCUUACCCCACCAGAUGUCACUCUCUCCGAAUUUCCUGUUCCGUUGAGUUGAAUCAUUUGCCAUUUUCUUUGUUUCCAAAACAAUUUGUUUUCCUUUAUUUGGUUAUCAACUUUUACUUUCAAUUUUCUAACAAUUGGAAUUUAAUUAGCUUUUCGAUGAUGAAGUAUAAAAUUUUGAUCCAUUUAACUCUUAAGUAAAUUGUUGUGAUUCUGUGGUCAUGGGAUUGUGUAUCUGUCGUGAUUGGCUUCUUAAGGAACGAAGCUCAUUUACACCUGUCAGAGAUUCUGAUGAGCGCGCCAACCCUAAAGGGGAUCGUUUCUUUCCUUUUAGGUCUUCCCUUCCGACAACCACCACCGCCACUGUCUGUACAACAUCUCAAGUGAACACUAGCCAGCCCAUUGAGAGAAUUAAUUCCAAUAAUCAUGCUACAGUUGAUGAAGACCGUAGUCUUGGUGGGGAAAUUUCCUAUAAUAAGAUCUCAGUGAGAGAGCCGUUGUCAAAGGUAUUGGCGGAACGAGCCAUUCUUGAGCAUCAUUAUAAUGAGGUUGACGGGGAAGGGGAGUCAUGUUUUUAUGAAGAAAUCGCUGGUGCCACAAACACUUCUGUCACAUCGACCAUUGAUGAUGGUAAAUUGGGAAGACAGUCAAGUGAUGAAGCGGAUGUAAUAACUGACCCUGGUUAUGAGGUUGUCAAUUUUCAUCAGCAUAAAAGUGAACCUUGUUACGCUGUUAUAGAUAAAAGCCUUAACAAUUCUGGUGAUGAUGAAGUUGAAUCAGCAGUUAUCUCCGUCCAAGGGAAAUCUAUUGAAAGAAGACAAUCGGAUGAUGAAGAUUAUUCAACAGCUGAUCCUGGUUAUGAAGUUGUCAAUUUCCAUCAACAAACAAGUGAACCAUGUUAUGCAGUUAUAGAUAAAAGCGUCAAUAGUUCUGGAGAUGGUGAGAUUGGUUCUGCCUGUGAUGAUGAAGAUUAUUCAACAGCUGAUCCUGGUUAUGAGGUUGUCAAUUUUCAUCAGAAAAAGAGUGAGCCCUGUUAUGCAGUUAUAGAUAAAAAUGUCAACAAUUCAGGGGAUAGUGAAACUGGAUCAGCAAUUAUAUCCGUUCCUGGUAAACCAAUGGAAAGGAGACAAUCAGAUGAUGAAGACUACUUAAUAGCUGAUCCUGGUUACGAAGUAAUUAAUUCUCAGAAAAGUGAGCCCUGUUAUGCAGUUAUUGAUAAGAACAUCAAUCGACCAGAAGUUAAUAGACCUUCGAAGUCACCGGUCACUUCACCUGUACAUAUUGUUAAAGUAACUCGACAGUCGACUGAUGAUGAUGAAGAUUCAAUCGCUGACCCUGGUUACGAAGUGAUCAACGCCCAUCAACAAAAAAGUGAACCUUGUUAUGCUGUUAUUGAUAAAAAUCCUAAUACAAGUUCAAGUGCAAAUCAAACCUCAAUUACAACUACUAGACCUUUAAAUUCAUCGAAUGUCUCUACUGUACAUAGAAUUAAAGUUACGCGACAAUCGACGGAAGAUGAUUAUGAUGAUGAUGCAUUUGCUGAUCCAGGCUAUGAAGUAAUCAAUUCUCAUCAAUCUAAAGGUGAACCAUGUUAUGCGGUCAUCGAUAAAAUUACAAACAGUUCUGGUCCAAAUUCAAUUGGUGGACCUUCAAAAUCAUCAUCGAUUUCUCCAAAUGUACAGAUAGAAAAGUUAAUAAGACAAUCGACCGAUGAUGAUGACGAUUUAUUUGCUGAUCCCGGUUAUGAAGUAAUCAACAAUCACCAUAAGAAAAGUGAACCUUGUUGAUUGUUAUUUCAAACAAAAACAUUAUAAAUUGUCAACUGUUCUGUAUUUUUGGUUUUGCAUCGAGCUUUAAUCAUCAAUAACAACGUUUCGGAUACAAUAUGUUGUGAUCAUGAGGCCAACUUUAAAUCAUAACCGAACUUUUUUGUAUAAUUAUCUUUUACACAUCAUUUUUUUCUAAAUCCAAUCUAACGGAUUAAUGUUUGCUAUCAAAAAUGAUUAUUCAUGCAUAUAAAUUGUAUCAUUCAUCUUUUUUUUGUCACAA